AUAAAACUGUGUGCUUUUAUUAUGAGGUGAAACUAAGAACAAACACUUAACGAGGCAACUGAGCCAGUGGAGGUGGCUCCGGGAGCAUCCCGGCAGCCGGCGGCUCUACUGGGGAGGGAGGAAGGCGCCAUGGCGAUGGGUGGCCUGAGCGGGUGACUGCUCCUCAGGGACCAAGGGGCGCUGCUCCUCACGGACCAAGGGGCGCUGCUCCUCAGGGACCAAGAGGCGCUGCUCCUCAGGGACCAAGGGGCGCUGCUCCUCAGGGACCAAGGGGCGCUGCUCCUCAUGGACCAAGGGGCGCUGCUCCUCAGGGACCGAGGGGCGCUGCUCCUCAGGGACCGAGGGGCGCUGCUCCUCAGGGACCGAGGGGCGCUGACCCUCAGGGACCGAGGGGCGCUGGCCCUCAGGGACGAAGAGGCGCUGGCCCUCAGGGACGAAGAGGCGCUGCUUCUCAGGGACGAAGAGGCGCUGCUUCUCAGGGACGAAGAGGCGCUGCUUCUCAGGGACGAAGAGGCGCUGCUCCUCAGGGACCAAAGGGCGCUGCUCCUCAGGGACCAAGGGGCGCUGCUCCUCAGGGACCAAGGGGCGCUGCUCCUCAGGGAUGAAGAGGCGCUGCUUCUCAGGGACGACGAGGCGCUGCUUCUCAGGGACGAAGAGGCGCUGCUUCUCAGGGACGAAGAGGCGCUGCUUCUCAGGGAGGAAGAGGCGCUGCUCCUCAUGGACCAAGGGGCGCUGAUCCUCAGGGACCAAGGGGUGCUGAUCCUCAGGGACCAAGGGGCGCUGCUCCUCAGGGACCAAGGGGCGCUGACCCUCAGGGACCAAGGGGCGCUGCUCCUCAUGGACCAAGGGGCGCUGAUCCUCAGGGACCAAGGGGUGCUGAUCCUCAGGGACCAAGGGGCGCUGCUCCUCAGGGACUAAGGGGCGCUGACCCUCAGGGACCAAGGGGCGCUGCUCCGCACGGACGAAGAGGCGCUGCUCUUCAGGGACCAAGAGGCGCUGACCCUCAGGCACCAAGGGGCGCUGCU
Fukomys damarensis (Damara mole-rat) is the source of this 1025-nucleotide messenger RNA. RefSeq lists its product as uncharacterized. NCBI's taxonomy places the organism in Eukaryota, Metazoa, Chordata, Mammalia, Rodentia, Bathyergidae. Bases 286 to 918 code for a protein of 210 amino acids. The record is from RefSeq and is a predicted model, not a curated record. The transcript is spliced from 2 exons.